Messenger RNA from Cladocopium goreaui, 1203 nucleotides. The record is from the annotation of a GenBank genome assembly. NCBI's taxonomy places the organism in Eukaryota, Dinophyceae, Suessiales, Symbiodiniaceae.
AUGGGAUCGUCGGUGACUUCGGCAUCGACACGACUGGUUGCGGAUGAGGGGGAGAUGGGCUUGGAUUUGAUGGGCUUGGAUUUGAUGGACACCCCGAAGGGCUUGAUCGAAGUGGAAAAGAUGGCCAAGAGGGUCAAGCAAGACCGACUUGAGGACAGCAGUUGGAGUGGAAAAGGUCAUGAAAGGUGCCCGGGGAAACCUAUGCCGAAGAGGGUGAGUCUCAAACUGGCUCCCUCAUUGGUGACGUUGAGACCGGCAUCGCAAGCUUCAUGGGUGCCAGAUGAUGAGGUGCACUACGUGGAGGAAUCAUCCCAGUAUGAAGAAAACGAGGGCACCAGGCGCGUGGUGUUGGACGAUGAGAGGGGCUUCUCUUCAGGAGAUGAUGCAGUAGAUGCAGUACCAGUGCGGACAGUUCGGACGCAGGAAGGCCAUGCCUCAAGCAGUGCUGGACUAGGUGCCGGGAAACCUGAACAUGGAGAAGGUCAACGACAUGAUGAAGCACUACAACCUGGAGCUUCCGAACAAAAUGAGGUCAAGAAAGAUGAAGGACCCAAGUUGAAGAAGUACCGUAGAGUACGGGUGAAAAAGAAAGCGCCACAGCUGGAGAAAGAGGUCCAGGAGAUGCAGAGCGCAAGAAAGACUCGAAAUGAAAGGAUGGCAUGCCUUCGACUUCUACAACAAGAACGACGAGCGCGGCAAGAAGGUGUGGAGCCUCCAGGACAACAAGAUGUACCAGAGUCCAAGGAACCUCAGGGGUCCAAAAAACCUGAGGAAGUUAAAGCUGAGGAGCCAAAAGAACCUUGGCCAAGAACGCCGUCACCAUCUUCGGUGGAUUGGAAAGCUGCUGAGGAGGAGACGAAAAGGCAGUUUGCUGAGGCAAGAGCAGCAGGCCGCAGAAUCCUCUCUUAUGGGGAGUGGGACAAAGAGCGCAAAGAGAAGAACGAGAAAAUGCGCCAAGAAAGACUGCGAAAGUCAUGGCUUGAUCGGGAAAUAGCACGUCGAGCCCUUCUACAAGAAAGAGGUGACACCCGAGAAGCAGUCUUGAGGAGUACAACCUCAUCGGCAUUUGGACCACUUACGGAUGAAGAGUGGGCGCAAAUGCAAAAGAUGGCGAAGCGUUUGCCACCAGCACCGGAGAAGCCCAAGAAGGAUGAUUCUUGUUCAACAAGUUCGUCCCUGAGCUUCUUGUUGAUCUCCUCUUGA